UUUUCCCAUCCUGUCACCGGUUGACGACCGCUGUAAUCAGCUAAUUCGAGUUAUUCCGGGCCAUUAAGUGACUCGCGGGGCUCGGCCGUGGUCACUGAAGCAGCGGGGAGGGAAACGAUAAUAUCUCUGCUGGAUGUAUAGCUUUUGUAUGCGCUCGCGCUUGCAGUCAUACAGGCAAUCUAUUUGUCUCAGUUUGAAAACAAAACAUCCUUGGAAAACUUUAUUUUUUUUCCUCGUGUGUGUGUGUGUGUGUGUGUGUGUGUGUGUGUGUGUGUGUGUGUGUGUGGCGCUACGAGCGACCCACAGGAAGUCCUCUCAAAGGCAUUUGAAUGGCACUAUAAAGCGUCGGUGGUGUGUGUGGUUUAUUUGUGUUCAGGUCUGGGUUCACAUCGGUACUUUACUACUUGUUUCAAUGCAUGAACACUUUUAUGAGUGGCAGUGGAAUACUAAUGUUCAUGUGAAUUAUGUUACUGUAGCAAUGGUGUGUGUGUAUCUGGGUUGUACUAUUACACAAAGAUUAUCUUCUCUCCAGUGCCUAAUCUGUGAAUAGAAGUAACGCGCACACACAAACAACACAUUGUGUUACAUGCAGGCGACAGGGCGUGGACUCACAAACGCCGCUCUUUUUGACUACUUGGUUGCCAGGAAACUUAGCCCGAGUCUUUGAGAGUGAGGGAUAAUAAAAGAAAAGAAUUGUGUGUGUGUGUGUGUGUGUGGGGCCUCUGCCACUGUCUGGGCUAUUAGGGGUGGGGGGCAGUUGGUUAACUCUCUCUGGGUGUGUGUCUGUGCCGCAGCCAGGGCUGUUAGCACUGAUUGCGUCUCUAAGACAAACCUCUGGACACGAAGAAUCUGCUCCGGACCAGACCCAGCUCAAGGCCCAGAUGAACCAACCGGAGGCUGAGGAUCUGUUUGAAAUGUCACACAUUUAAUAAUGGCGUUCCAGCACCUCACAGCAUGGGGACUGGGUACUGAGAGGAGGAAAUUGGUCGUCUUGGUAAGUUUGAAUUUGUUAUUAACUGAGAAACUAUAUGGACUUCAUGAUUAACAACCUGCUUGACUGAAGUGUGUCUACACACUGGAAAGGUAACGACUAACUUGACAGUGAAGUUGACUGCACCUGAAGGGGCCAUUUAGGAAGAAGGCAUCUCUGGUAAGUGGGUUUUGUUUGCCAACAGAUAAAACGGCACAAUAUUAUAUUUUUUUUAUUUGAGUUACCUUGUGGAAUUUACACAAUUGAGAGCGGUUCCGUAAAUGACAGUGCGCAGCAUUUAUAUGUUGGAUAUGUUUUACAUUCGUUCAGACAGCAGUCAUAUCUCUUCAUUUCAUAGACCUGUGUUACCUCUUAAAAGGCGAUAUGUCUUUUCCUUUGUUACAUCUGUUGCAGUCUAAUACUUGUCAGUGUAAAUUAAGAGGUGAAUAAGCUCAUAAUUAUAUCAAGAUCACACUGUAGUUAAUCAGCACUAUUUAAAAAAAAAAAAAAAAAAAAAAAAGAUGCAGCAAAGCCUUGUUUUUUUUGCUUUCAUUUGCACACCCUGUCAUCUAAAGCUCAGCUCAGCCUCAGUUUGAUGCCGCUUCCAAUGAAUUUGUCUCAUAAACGUUUAUGUCGGGCUGGAAAUGAAACGGUGUGUUUGCUAUCUUCUCCCCUCUGUAGUGUUUUUAUGAAACUUUCUCAUCAUCUCACAUUUCUCUCAUAGACCUCCAACUGGCUUUUAAUCACCACACAGGCUCAUUUAACAAAUUCUACCUUUUUUAUUCAGGCUGCUCACCUACCUAACUCCGGUAUUUUAUCACCUGACAUAACACAGACUCGACACGCUUCUGCAACCUGCCGCCUCCUCCAACCAUUCCCAAGACAUCGCACGGGGGACCUAUUCACCCACCUUUGAAAGCCACUGAACGGGCGGGGGCAUUCUGUUGAAACGUGUGGAUAGAGCCAACAAAAGAAGUCUGCUGCUGCUGUGACUCUGCCGUAUGAUUACGGUGACAGGACAACCUGCUGUGAAACAGAUAUAGAUGGUUACUAAGGGAUUACUGGAGCUGGGAACAUCGUGUUUUGUCAUGUAACACCUAGAAAUGUGGGGAAUCUAUUAUUUGACUGCGAGUCUUCAGCACGGACUGGCAUACACGCGCUUCACCUUCCUGACCUUGUGCUCGUAUGUUGGUGAAUGAUUGACAGGUCUGAGCUGUAGCCAUGGGGACGAGGAUGGAGGUGUCGCAGCUUGAGAGCAGGAUGGACACCGAGGACUACAGGAAGCUGCAGGGCCUCUUCCUGGACCCCUCGGGUUCACCUCGCUCCUUGUCCAGGACUGAAUUCGUCAAUCUGGCUUGGUCGUCAGUUGGCCGGGGCUCCGAGGAGGAAUACGGCCUCCUGUUUGACGGCGUGGUUGUCACUCAGGAGCACCGCGGCCUCCUUCUGGACAUCGACGCCGUGAAGGAAGAGGGACGUGUCGACUGGGGAGGCCUGUGCUCGUUUCUGCUACUGGAGCUUUCUGAUAAAGUGAAGAACACGAGCACCAGUCGCGUACCGCGCUGGAAGCCGCCACGCACGUUGACCUGUCCACACCGAGACCCGGUUCAAAAGCUGUUGCACCUGCAGAGUUCAGGUCAGUAUCUGACCGUGAGUAAAGGAGGAACUGUGUGUCUGCGGGACACAGACGAUAUGUCCCUCCUGCACACACAUCGACUGGAAAACAGCACGGUCUCACCCAAAGACCUCUGGGUCACCGACGUGGUGCUGCUGCACAACGUGCACAAGCAGAUAGCUGUGUCGUUCACAAGUAAGGAGGUGUGUUUUUAUGACAUUCUGUCAAAACAGGACUUUGGGUGCAAGUAUAAACUACAG
This is a messenger RNA of Anarrhichthys ocellatus (wolf-eel), 2842 nucleotides long. RefSeq lists its product as uncharacterized. Lineage: Eukaryota; Metazoa; Chordata; Actinopteri; Perciformes; Anarhichadidae. The transcript has 4 exons. Gene Ontology annotation, molecular function: protein binding. The annotation marks the transcript as partial. The record is from RefSeq and is a predicted model, not a curated record.